CGAGCCCACGGCGGGGAGGGAAGGGGGCAGGCGGCCGGAAGCGGGGCGCUGGCGGUUGCGCUGAGGGGGCUCGGCGGGCAGGUAUUUUCGUCUGGCUAAAAUGGGUGAACCUCAGCAAGUGAGUGCCCUCCCUCCACCUCCAAUGCAAUACAUAAAAGAAUAUACUGAUGAAAAUAUCCGUAAAGGACUGGCUCCAAAGCCACCUCCACCAGUGAAAGACAGUUAUAUGAUGUUUGGUAAUCAAUUUCAAUGUGAUGAUCUGAUUAUUCGACCCUUGGAGAGCCAGGGUAUUGAAAGGUUACAUCCUAUGCAGUUUGAUCACAAGAAAGAAUUAAGAAAGCUUAAUAUGUCUAUCCUGGUCAACUUUUUGGACCUCUUGGAUAUCUUGAUAAGGAGUCCAGGGAGUAUAAAGCGAGAGGAGAAACUGGAAGACUUGAAACUACUUUUUGUCCAUGUCCAUCAUCUUAUAAAUGAGUAUCGCCCUCACCAAGCUAGGGAGACACUGAGAGUCAUGAUGGAGGUGCAGAAACGUCAGCGUUUGGAAACAGCAGAGCGAUUUCAGAAGCACUUGGAGCGAGUUGUAGAGAUGAUUCAGAACUGCCUGGCUUCCUUGCCUGAUGAUCUGCCUCAUUCAGAGGGAGGACUGCGAGUGAAAGCAGAAACAAUGGAUACUGAGGAUGGCAGCAACUGUAUUGGACAGAGUGAGAAGCAGAGAGAGCGUUCUGGUAGCAAGAGAGAUCAGGUUUUAGACAAAGAUGCAGCUAUGUGUAGCAUUAUUGAUGAAAUGACAUGAAGAAAACGGGUUUUUUUGUUAGCUCACCACAGUGAAAGGCAGAAUGGAUUCUGAGGGUAUAUGUUGUAUUUUGUUUUGUUGUUGUAAAGUAGGCAAAGCAUUUAUUGUACACCUGUUGGACAUUAUGAGUGACUAGGCAGAUGGAAAUGUUUAAUAUUUUGCGAGCUGUGUGUUUAUUGGUAGAAGCAAAAAAGUACACUUUUUGUUAAUUGCAUCCUGUGAGGUGGUAGCCACAGAUUAAAGUUAGCUUUUUCUGUUGUACUUUCAUUUGUCACUUUGUGCUUUUUGGCAUAUGCUGCUUUUUUUUUUUUUUUUUAUUAAAAUUGCUUUAUAGUGUGGAAGCAAGUAAGGGAUCUGACUCAGGAAUUGCAGUUGACAGUUCCUCUAUUUCAGAUAAGUGCUAGCUGUUUACAAUUUCAGUGGGUCCUUUCAGGAAUGUGUAAUUCAAUAUUAAAAAUAAAAUUAGUGUGAAAUCUGCAAAAUCCAUUCCUUUCUGGUUCUGUAAUAAUAUAAUUACUAAAGAGAAUCUAAGAAUUCCUUCAUUACAGUUGUAAUGUGGUGUAGUUUGCCUUAGAGACGCACUGUCAGGAAUCUCCACAACUGAAUGAAUUAAAAUUAAUUGGAUUUUAAUUUUCUUAGAUGUAAAUCAUAACCAGUCUUGACCUUACAAAAAUGCCAACUUUUUUUUUUUUUUUUUACAGAUAGAUGAUGAGACUAAUACAUAUUUCCUGCAUAGUUAAUAUACAUGCAUGAAGUGAAUCAUUUUGCAGCGCAGAUGCUUUGUAUUUGCAUUUUAGGUGGGCUCUGUGCCCAGCUGAGCAUUUUUCUCAGGAAGGAGAGUCUGACUGGAUAAUUAGCCUUUAUACUAAUCGAGAACUUUAUAAGUUUGAAAGCACCUGCAAGUAUUCCAUCAAGUGGAAGCGAUAUCAAUCAUGUUUAAAGAACAUUUCAGUUGGACCACCCCACAUACCAAGAGGAAAAGAGUGAUUUGAUAGUGAAGUGGCUUUUUUUACCCUGCCCCUCCUGUCAGGGAAAUUCUACUUCCUUCCUUUUGUCAUAUAACACCAGUAUGUAUGUUUUUCAAAGUGUGUAUAGCAACUAAAAACCAGGUGAACUUCAUGGGUGAAGGAACUUGUACAAACACUGUUUUUAAACUCUGAUUUAAUGGGCUGUGUCUCUUUCAUUUGGCAAUUCUGUUAUUUUCAGAAAUGUUACUUAAAUGGGCAGGCAAAAAUACUUAGCUGCUGGGUGGUGAGGUUUGAGCUCAGUACAGAUAAAGCAAAGCAAGUUUAUGACUCACUGGAGGACAUCAUCUGCUAUUUUAAGAGCAUGUGACAUCGUAAGUAACAAUAAAGAAGUAGAAACUUUUUUUUUAAUGUAGAAAUAAUUUUACAAAGUUAAUGCUUUUGUCCUUUAUUCAACUACCACUGUUUCCUUCCUUCUCCCUGGACAAGAUAUAAAUUAGCUUGUAGGUAACUAGAACAGUUGCAAGUGAGCAAAAUCAAUUUGGUAUCUAUUUUGCAAAUGUUUCAUGUGGAAGAUGUAAAGGAACAUUUAGUGCCUGAUGGAUAAGAGAGGUUGUGCACUGUGGAACUACAGCUUGUCGUGGGUGUUUUAACUUUGCCAUUCCAAAGAAAAGUUAUAGAUGCUCAAUGGUUUUCUGUUGAUUUUUGUCUAAUUUUUAUGCUCUUAAUACACAGGCCUGGGUACCAUAGUUUCAAAACACUGCACAAGCUGGGUCCUACCAGCAACUAACAACCGCAAUGAACUUUUUUGUGAAACCAUUGAGGUAGAUGGGGAUCAUGUGAUUUAAAAAAUAUUAAAGCUGCUUUCACUUUCCA
Molecule: messenger RNA, 2634 nt
Organism: Tyto alba (common barn owl)
Lineage: Eukaryota; Metazoa; Chordata; Aves; Strigiformes; Tytonidae
Gene: MED7
Product: mediator complex subunit 7
Exons: 2
Coding region: 101-793 (230 amino acids)
Biological process (GO): regulation of transcription by RNA polymerase II
Cellular component (GO): mediator complex
Molecular function (GO): transcription coregulator activity
Source: RefSeq, a predicted model, not a curated record